Molecule: messenger RNA, 447 nt
Organism: Caenorhabditis remanei
Lineage: Eukaryota; Metazoa; Nematoda; Chromadorea; Rhabditida; Rhabditidae
Exons: 4
Coding region: 1-447 (148 amino acids)
Molecular function (GO): protein binding
Source: RefSeq, a predicted model, not a curated record
AUGGAGACCAGUCGAUUCAAAUUGCCUCUGAUGCGGAUGAUGUUCACUCCAACAGCCAACAGGACAUGCUCACUGGGGAUGUGUCGACUUGGGAUGUGCUACAUGGAGAUUGAAGACUACCAGAGAUGUUUGAAUAUGUUCAAUCUUGCUCUCAAUGACCUUGGAGAGACAAAGUUCAUGCCGCAACUCAUCAUAAAGUACAACAAUGCGUUGAGCCACGGUAACUACAAUGAAUUUGAAACCGCCAAGGAGGAGUACAAUGUAUUUUUGAAAGAUAUUGAGAACGAUCAAACAAAUCAUGAAAACAAUUUCGAGGCAGCUAUCUCGGAUCUUAUGCUCAAACUGACGACAGCUUGUCAUCGUCAACAUGGAUGGAUCUCGUUUUGCCAAACUCAUGAAGAUGAGGAGAACCGAGAUGAGUAUCUGAAAAAGUGCAGGAUUAAUUGA